GUGAUGAGUACUAUGUCUCGAAAAAUCAUUAAUUUAGUGAAUGAAAAAUAUGAUAAUUAUGACGUUAAUAAAGAAAAUACUUCUGAAGCUUGUGAUAAUGUUCAAAAUGAAGCGGAAAGAGAUUCUCCACUGCCUUCAAAUGCGAAUUUUACCCAAGAAGAAUUAUCAAUAUUAGAUGAUAUUGAUUUGGAAGAUACCGAUAUCUUAUUACAAAAUCUGCCAUCAAACUCUUCUAUUUUUCCGAAUGAUAUUGUAAUAAAACUGGGACCUUGCUACCUACUAACUCUUCACCGUCAUCAGUAAUUGAAGAUUCUCAACCAAACACUCCUAAUCCACAUAUUUUUUAUAAAAACUCAGAGCCUCUUGAAUCGAAUAUCAAAGAAAAGCUUAGCACUAGUAACUAUCAUGAAAGAUCAGGCGAGGAUACUCCAAUGCCAUCACCUUAUAUUGAUUUUUAUCCUUCACCAAUUUGUGUUUGUCUUGAUAAUCCUGCCGCUACGCCCGCAACUGACGUUAACGAUACAGACUCUCCAGUAACUACUCCAACUUUUCAGAGACGUAAGCGAAUUUUUGGAACUAAAAAAAGCAAAGGUAGAAAAAGAGAACGUUGUCUGAAGGACUGGAAGGAUGAGGUAAGGAAACAAAAUGUCAACAGAGGUUUACAAUAUAUUAGUAGAAAUGGAAAAGUGCAUAAUAAAAAACUACUGAAACCUUCAUGUCCUACAACCUGUAGAAAGAAAUGUUAUGAAAAAAUAUCCGGAGAGACUAGAUCAAAGAUAUUUAAAACGUUUUGGGAUAUUGGAGAUCAUUCCAGGCAGUCGGACUUUUUGACGAAGUAUGCUACCAAAGAAAUAAAGAAGAGGAUAACAACAGACAAGGAGAAUACUAAAAGACUGAGUACUAUUUCUUAUACUUUACCUAUUUACGAAACAGACAACGUUGUUAUAAGGAAUAUACCUGUAUGUAAAACCAUGUUUUUAAAUACCUUAUCUAUAAGUUUCAAUUUCCUUUAUACAGCUUUAGAAAAACUAGAGAAAGGACAAGGAGCUGUACAGUCUGAUCAGCGAGGAAAGCAUGUUCACCAUCAGAAAAAAAUAACUGAUGAAAUGAAACAAAGUGUGCUUGACCAUGUUGCAAGUUUUUCGCCUGUGGAAUCACAUUAUAUUCGUAAAGAUUCCAACAAGAAGUAUCUUGACGGGUCUCUAUCGUUUCCUAAAAUGUUUAGACUGUAUGAAGAAUGGUUUGAUUCCAGUAAGUACACAAAUAAAAUAACUAAUGAGCAGCAAUAUCGUUACAUUAUCAACAACAAUAUAAACAUUAGUUUCCAUAAGCCGAAAAAAGAUGUAUGUGAAGAAUGUCACAUAUUUGAAAAUAAUAAACAACACACAGAACAAGAAGCAGAAAAACAGGCAGAGCACUUGAAACAAAAAGAUUUAGCAAGACAGUUAAAAGCAGAAGACAAAGAAUUAGCGCAACAGAAUCCAGAAAUACUGACAGCCGCUUACGAUCUCCAAGAGUGCUUGAAUGUACCCCAUGGGAACGUAAGCACAUUUUAUUAUAAACGAAAACUGACCGUUUAUAAUUUUACUGUUUUUGAUCUAGGACAUCGUCAAGGUUAUUGCUUUGCCUGGCACCAACAAACUGCUAAAAGAGGAGCAAAUGAAAUUGCUAGCUGUGUUUUUAAAUUUAUUGAACAAACAGAUAUGGCAGGUAUAAAAGAUUACCGAUUCUGGUCUGAUAACUGCAGUGGUCAGAAUCGGAACAGAAUCGUUUUUUUAAUGUAUAUGAUGGCAAGUUAUAAAUACAAAAUAAAAAUUAGUCAUCGUUUUCUGAUUCUGACACCCAAAACGAGGCAGACAGUAUGCAUGCGCUUAUAGAAAGACAGACGAAAGACACAAUACUAUAUACGCCUGCCCAAUGGUACAUGGCGUUUCAAUUUGCUAAAACCGACGAUAAACCUUAUAAGGUCACCGAAGUGUCUCAAGAUAUUGUGAUGGACUUCAAAACAAUGCUUACAAAGGUUAACAACCUGAAUUUUGCCUGUGAUGGAUCUAAGAUGCAAUGGAAUAAAGUCACUGAAAUAAAAAUUGAGCCAGAAAAUCCUUACAAAUUAUGUUUCAAAACUAGUUACAUGGCAGAUUCUUAUAACUGUAUUGACUGUGCUAAUAAACCUAAAGCAACACGUAAUCAAACUGUCCCUAAUAUAGAUUUUCGUGAUCUUCGCCCAGCUUACAACAGGCCAAUCCCAAUAGAUAAAAAUAAACACAAAGAUUUAAUGGACAUGUGCAACAAAUUAGUGAUACCUAAGGAAUAUCACUCGUUUUUUUCUAGUUUGAUUAAGACUGACAGCAAUAGAAAUGAAAGCGAUUCAGAAUAAUUAAUAAUUUGUCUUUUUUCUUUGUUUAGAUUGUUUUUUUUUUCGUAGAUAAUUAUUAAGUACUUAGCUAAUAAGUACAUUUUUUGAGACUGAUUUUAUUUGAUACUCAGUAUAAGAAUAAUAAUAAGAAUUGUGAUUUUCUUUAAAAAAAAAAUAAGAAAGAUUUAUUUUGUUUGUUUUGUUUCUAAAUUAUAGUGAUUUCAAACAAUUCAUAAAUAAUUCUCCUAUUUUACAGAAACGUGCAAGUUGUAUUUUUAUUACUUAAGACUAGACCAACUUAAGUUUUUGUUUCUAUUGGUACCUAGUAUUGUUGAUUUUUUUUUUAUUUUUUUGUUAAUUUUAUAGAUAUCCUAAAGUUGUGCUAAUGUUACCAAUACCAAUUUGAUUCUCUCUUUG
Molecule: messenger RNA, 2773 nt
Organism: Leptidea sinapis
Lineage: Eukaryota; Metazoa; Arthropoda; Insecta; Lepidoptera; Pieridae
Exons: 2
Coding region: 432-1877 (481 amino acids)
Source: RefSeq, a predicted model, not a curated record